Messenger RNA from Tarenaya hassleriana, 751 nucleotides. Its product is annotated as AP-4 complex subunit sigma. Gene Ontology annotation, cellular component: intracellular membrane-bounded organelle. Gene Ontology annotation, biological process: vesicle-mediated transport; protein transport. The record is from RefSeq and is a predicted model, not a curated record. The transcript has 4 exons. NCBI's taxonomy places the organism in Eukaryota, Viridiplantae, Streptophyta, Magnoliopsida, Brassicales, Cleomaceae. Bases 92 to 523 code for a protein of 143 amino acids.
AGGAAAAAGGAAACCAAACCGGAGACAGGACGGAGAGAGAACACGUUGGAACAUCUUCGACGAGGGAGAGCUCGGAGAUUCAGAGAGAGAGAUGGGGAUAAGGUUCAUAUUGAUGGUGAACAAGCAAGGGCAGACGCGUCUGGCUCAGUACUACGAAUGGCUCACUCUUGAGGAACGUCGCGCUCUCGAAGGCGAGAUCGUUCGCAAAUGCCUCGCCCGCAACGAGAAGCAGUGUUCAUUUGUCGAGCACCGCAACUACAAAAUCGUCUACAGACGUUAUGCAUCUCUGUUUUUCCUUGUCGGGAUCGAUGAUGAAGAAAAUGAGCUAGCGAUUCUGGAGUUCAUACAUCUUUUGGUCGAGACCAUGGACAGGCACUUUGGCAAUGUGUGUGAACUAGACAUCAUGUUCCAUUUGGAGAAAGCUCAUUUCAUGCUCGAGGAAACGAUCAUGAACGGAUGCAUUGUUGAGACAAGCAAAUCCAACAUACUAUCGCCAAUACAGCUGAUGGACAAAGCCUCUUGAUAAAGGUUCCAUUUCGCCACACUUUCUUUUUCCUUUCAUUUCUGUCCCGUGGGAACUUGUUGUAUGUUAGCUAUUUGCAAGAAGAAAAGAUGAUUUUCCUAUUAUCAUCUUGUGGAUUUGAACUUCACAAGAUUGACAGUUCUAUUCGAUGGAUCAGACAAUGAAGAAGAAAAUAACAGUGUAUAUUUACAGUUCUAUCAUUAUGAAUUUGAUGGUUCGAUUAUGUCA